AUGCCCAAUUACUUUGUCGGACCCUUCGGCCGUAUGCUACCUGUCAUCGAUGAUCCACCUUCUGAGCAAGAGUCAAGAUUCUCUCGAGAACCGAUGGGUUCCGUAUAUCAACUUCCCCCGCCUCGAGCGCCAAUACCAUUACGAUUCGGAACGGACACUCUCCUACGUCAGCACGCCCCGACAGAAAGACCAAAUUCGGGCACGGGACGGCGCUGGGAUGACACGGGGCCAAGGAAGGAGCAACUGCCGUCGGUUAGUCAGUUGCUGACUCCCGUCUCUCUGCCGAAUGCAUCGUCUCCUUAUGAUCGCCGACCAGGCCGUGAUACCCAGGCGGGUUAUUCAGUCCACCAUAACGACCGUAGUCUCGCCUCUAGUGCGCCUAGUGCACCGAUCUUCGAUAGAUCGACCUAUCAAGAGCCGAGGAGCUUACCCCCGAUAGUCAACAUUCCCGUUCGAAACCGAGAGGAUGAACUGCGGUCGCACCAGGAAACACACGGAACUUUAUCAGACCAACCGUUGCACCAUGACCGACUUCCGCACCUGGAUGCAGCGCCUCCGCACAGGGAACCAGCCAGUGACCUUCGUCCAUCAACGGCGGCUACCGAAAAUCGACCACAAGCACCUUCAGUCCAGCCGCAUGUAGUCGAUGAGAGAUACAUAGAGGGAGAAGGGCUGUGUUAUGUGUACGCUGACAAUUCAUAUUGCCCGAAAAAUAUAGAUGGUGUACCGGUUAACGCGAAUUGGGGUAUUACCAAGGCGGGCAAGCCCAGGAAACGAUUGGCACAGGCGUGCCUUACUUGCAGGGAAAAGAAAAUCAAGUGCCAUCCAAAUCUGCCCAAGUGCGAUCAAUGCCAGAAAUCUGGGCGAGAGUGCCGAUUCGAAAAUGCGCCUCGUGGCAACCGAGCUGGAUCAAAAGCUUCACACCUGGCCAGCAGGCAUGAUGCUUUGUCGUAUGAGUCUCCUGGUGCUUCCAGCUUUAUGGGCACUGCGCACGCGUUGGAACGAUCAACUUCCCUCCCACUCACUGCCGCCCACACCCCGGAAUCAGAUACAACAAUGGGCACACUGUCAGCAUGGGACCGUGCUCAGCGGAGCGAUGGGGAAUCUGAACGACCGCACAGCUCAAAAAAGCGGCGCUUGAGCAGGGUAUCUGCUGGAAAGGACGAAUCCUUCAAGCGCUCCCUGGUUGGCAGCAUGGAGCCUCAGAGACAACCCGAUUACGCUGAGAUCCUAUUUGCAAUGAGGGACCUAGAUCCUGAUGAUCCACUUGCACGCGAAUGGAGUAUAGAUCCAUAUGAAGUCGAACCGGAGUCAACCACACAUCAUCUCGAGAACUACUUCACUUACGUGAAUGACAACCUAUACCCGAUAUUUCCACGAAAACGGUUCCUCCUAUGGGUUAAAUCCUGCCAGACCAAGUCCCUUGAUGACAAAAUGCUACUUUAUUGGAUGCUGGCCAUGGGAUGUGUUUUUUCAGAUCGCUCCGACAAGGUAGCGGCCUUGAAGAAGUACUCCCGUACAGCACGAUAUGCCGUGGAACAUACCCAGAACACGCUUACGCUGCAACUGGCUCAGAGCCGUAUUAUCAUGAGUCUUUGGUACUACGCAAUCGGUGCUAUACUCAAGUCUUGGGACUAUGUAGGCGCAGCGAUUCGAACAGUCAGCGGGCUGAAUUAUAACUUUGAAUCCUUGGGUGUUAUUGUGGAUCAGAACCAAGGCUGCGAAUAUGGUCUACAUCCACAAGCGUUAAUUGAAUGUCGUCGUCGGACGUUUUGGGUUGCUUACUUGAUGGAUCGGUUUUCGAGUUUCAAUUCACCUUUCAUACCGUCGCAAGCGGCCUUCCUACGUCUACCAUGUCGGGAAGAAACCUACGAGGCACAGCAAUACGCGACAGUGCCAUACUUUCAAAACAAAGCGCCGCCAUCAGCGGAUGACAUCUCAGUCUUGAGCCCAUUGGCAUUCCUUAUAGACAUCCUGUCCGUGUGGGGAGAUGUAUCAGAUCAGGGGUUUAAACUCUCUAUGACCUCCACUGAAUCAUACAAUGACGAUUAUGAAGCAUUUUAUGCAUCAAUUGUCGAACGGUGUGAUGAAUGGUCCAGGAAGCUCCCCCAUGAACUCGCGAUCACGGCCGACAAUAUUGAGAGAGGCAUUCGUACCAAAAAAGUGAACAUUCUUCUCCUUAACCAUCUGGUUUAUCAUGACACCUUGUUGAAGUUAAACCGAUAUGUUCGAUAUGAGGAUCUCCGUGCUGUAACAGUGAAUCGGUUUAUCUGCCGAGCCAGACACCACGCAGUCGAGAUCCUACAGAUAUGUCUGAUGUUUUUACAACACGUAUCAGAACAUGGUUCUUCGGGGCCCGGUGCGGAAUUGGAGUCGUUUCGAACAAUGGCUUUCAACCCCUUCGUGGGCUACAUGGUUCUCUCCGCAGCUGAUGUCCUCAGUGCAGCCGGUGCGAUGACUGGGCUGUUCGACUCUACUAACCUCAUUCGAGGUGGGCUGGACAUGGUGCGAGGACUUAAUCGCUACUGGCAAGGGAUGUCCCCCUUGGUUUCGUUGAUCGAAACGCGGCUAAAUGCGAUGGUUGCAUCUCUCAACUCUCGAUCAGACAAACUAGGGUUCGUGAUGGACAGUACAUCACUGGAGGCUGCGGCCCGCUCCCCUACACCUAUAGCCAGGCAGUACAGCCUUAAAACACAGCAGUUGAACAAACAGGACCUGUUUUAUGGGGGUCUACCUCGUGAGAAGUUGUUGAUUGCUCUAGGCGCUGACGCCUCGUUGUCGAAGGACAAUAUCAUCUGGAUUCGAGAGAACAGUUACCAGUAA
Messenger RNA from Aspergillus ruber CBS 135680, 2823 nucleotides. RefSeq names its product Zn(II)2Cys6 transcription factor. The coding region runs from base 1 to 2823 and encodes 940 amino acids. Gene Ontology annotation, cellular component: nucleus. NCBI's taxonomy places the organism in Eukaryota, Fungi, Ascomycota, Eurotiomycetes, Eurotiales, Aspergillaceae. Gene Ontology annotation, molecular function: DNA binding; zinc ion binding; DNA-binding transcription factor activity, RNA polymerase II-specific. Gene Ontology annotation, biological process: regulation of DNA-templated transcription; DNA-templated transcription. The transcript is spliced from 3 exons. The record is from RefSeq and is a predicted model, not a curated record.